AUGGUUCUCAAAGAUGUGAGGCAUGUUCCCGACAUGCGACUCAAUCUCAUAUCAACUGGAAAGCUUGAUGAUGCUGGUUUGGAAAAUCACUUUGGUGGAGGCAAGUGGAAACUAACCAGAGGAAACUUGAUUAUGGCUCGAGGAAAGAAAGAGGGAUCGUUGUAUGUGACCCAAGCUAAGCUUUGUAAGGAGGAAGUAAAUGUCGCAAGUGCUAACAUGGAGAUAUGGCACCGGAGAUUGGGACAUAUGAGCGAGAAAGGUCUAAAUAUUCUCGCUCGAAAGAAUUUACUCCCCAAUAUGAAAGGUAUGUCCCUCGAACCAUGUUCUGAUUGCUUAGCUGGAAAACAACAUCGAGUCGCUUUCCAGAGAUCUUCUACACCUACGAGAAGGAAUCACAUUCUCGAUCUUGUGCAUACCGAUGUAUGUUCCAUGUCUGAAAAAUCCAUUGGUGGUGCAUCAUAUUUCGUCACCUUCAUCGAUGACCACUCAAGAAAAGUAUGGGUAUGUUUAUUAAAAUCGAAAGAUCAAGUUCUUGAUGCUUUCAAAGAAUUUGUAGCCCAAGUAGAACGAGGUACGGGUAAAAAACUCAAGUGCGUUCGAUCUGAUAAUGGUGGAGAGUACCGGGGUCCCUUCGAGACAUUCUGCAAAAGUCAUGGAAUCAGGAUGGAGAAGACACCACCCAAGACACCACAACUGAAUGAGGAAGUUUGGUCAGGAAGGAAGGUUAACUACAACCAUUUGAAGGUAUUCGGGUGUAGAGCAUUUGUCCAUAUUCCUAAGGAUGAACGAGCUAAGUUAGACUCCAAAACCAAGGAAUGCAUCUAUCUUGGCUCACCAAGAGAUGAGUUUGGCUACCAACUUUGGGAUCCGAAAAAUAGAAAGAUCAUCAGAAGCAGAGAUGUUGUAUUUUUCGAGGACCAGACAAUCGAAGACAUCCAAAGGUCGGAGAAGCCAAAGCUAAAGGUUAGCAAAAAUGUAGAACAUCAUCAAUCACGUGAUAAUCCAGAGGAAGCGGUUGAAGAUGGUGAAAAGGACCCUGAAGAAGACACCACUACUUCAGAUCAAAAUGGUGAUGAGAACGAAGAACAAGAGCCAGGAGAAGAGAUUGAAUUAAGACGGUCACCAGGAGGUAGGAUAUCGUCUACACGAUAUCCGUUGGAUGAAUACGUGACUCUUACAGAUCAGGAGGAGCCUGAAAGCUAUAUGGAGGCCAUAGUCGACACCCACACAGAUAAAUGGGUAGAAGCCAUGCAAGAUGAAAUGGAAUCCUUGCAUGAGAAUCACACAUACGAGUUGGUGGAGUUACCAAAAGGAAAAAGAGCUUUGAAGAAUAAAUGGGUGUAUCGGAUAAAGUCUGAAGAUAACAGCUUAAAACCGAGGUACAAAGCUCGAUUGGUUGUAAAAGGAUUCAGCCAGAAUAAAGGCAUAGACUUUGAAGAAAUAUUCUCUCCAGUGGUAAAGAUGUCCUCCAUCCGAGUUGUUCUUGGUCUAGCUGCUACUCUAGACUUGGAAAUUGAACAACUCGAUGUCAAGACGGCAUUUCUUCAUGGUGACCUCGAAGAGGAGAUCUACAUGGAGCAACCUGAAGGAUUUAAGGUCUCAAGCAAAGAAAACAUGGUAUGCCGACUAAAGAAGAGCCUUUACGGUCUUAAACAAGCCCCAAGGCAGUGGUAUAAGAAGUUUGAUUCCUUUAUGGCGGAUCAUAACUUCAAGAAAACCACGAAUGAUCAUUGUGUCUUCAUAAAAAGACAGAUUCUUGGGAUGAAAAUCACUCGUGAUAGGUCAAAGAAGCGACUUUGGCUAUCCCAAGAACGAUAUGUUGAAAAGGUGCUGGAGAGAUUCAACAUGCACAAGGCAAAGCCGGUAAACACUCCGCUUGCUGGACAUUUCAAGCUAAGUUCGGAACAAUGUCCAACAAAUGAGAAAGAAAAAGAAGAAAUGAUGAAUACUCCAUAUGCAUCAGCAGUAGGCAGUCUCAUGUACGCCAUGGUAUGUACACGGCCAGACAUCGCCUAUGCAGUUGGAGUUGUGAGCCGCUUCCUAGCAAAUCCAGGGAAGGAGCAUUGGAAGGCAGUAAAAUGGAUCCUCCGUUAUCUACGAGGCACAACAAAAAGGUGUCUUUGUUUUGGUAAUGGGAAGCUUGAGUUACAAGGCUAUAACGAUGCAGAUUGGGCGGGCAACAAGGAUUCCAGGAAGUCAACAUCAGGGUAUGUAACUACCUUUGCAGGGGGAGCUGUUUCCUGGCAAUCAAAGAUACAAAAGUGUGUUGCUUUGUCAACUACUGAAGCAGAGUAUAUCGCAGCCACUGAAGCUUGCAAGGAGAUGUUAUGGAUGAAGAACUUUCUCCAUGCAUUGGGAGUAAAGCAAGGUAAGUAUGUUCUGCUUUGUGAUAACCAGAGUGCUAUUCACUUAGCAAAGAACUCAACCUUGCAUUCCCGCUCGAACCACAUCGAUAUUAGACAUCAUUGGAUCCGAGAAGUUCUAGAAGAGAAACUCAUACAUCUCGACAAAGUACACACUGACGAAAAUUGGUCAGAUAUCAUGACCAAAGUGUUGCCAAUCAAAAAGUUUGAAGAUUGUUGUCAAGGCAUCGGCAUCGUGACAAUUUCGGGCUAA
Messenger RNA from Microthlaspi erraticum, 2616 nucleotides. The record is from the annotation of a GenBank genome assembly. Lineage: Eukaryota; Viridiplantae; Streptophyta; Magnoliopsida; Brassicales; Brassicaceae.